GCAUUUGACGUACGCCAUGCGGGAAAAUUUGUGUCUUCUCUGAUUUUUAAAAUGUAUUAGAAAAUAUUUGUAAUAUCACACCGAUUUGUUGCAAAUAAGUUGAAAACAGCUUGGCAAGCUCAGUGAUUAAGUUGUCAUCGGUAAAAGCAUUACAAGGACUUGUGGUGAGGAGUGCAGGUUAUGUUAAUCUUCCAUAAAGAUGGGCGAAGCGAAAUGUGCAAAAAGCGGUAAUUGCAAAACAGUUGCGUUGCGAUACCGAUUUAUACUCGAAAAUGUGGGUGGCGGAGAGCCGUCGUUACAAUUCCUCCCGCAUCCCAUCAUUAAACACAAAGUCGAUCCGCCACCGAAAAAAGAUGAAAAGGAAGAAGAACUGAAACCGGAAAAUGUAGAAUACGAAGAUGAUAUGGAAUACCUGAGAAGUUUAGACCCCAAGGACUGGAAAAGUCAAGACCACUAUAAGGUUUUGGGUAUACAGCAUUUACGACACAAGGCCACUGAGGAUAUUAUCAAAACAGCCUACAGAAAGAAGGUAUUAAAACAUCAUCCCGAUAAACGAAAAGCUCAAGGAGAGGAAAUUAAGGCUGACGAUGACUAUUUUACUAAUAUCACAAUGGCAUAUGAAACAUUAGGAACAAUUCAAAAGCGAAGAGCUUAUGAUUCAGUUGACCCUGAAUUUGACAAUAAUAUUCCAUCUUCAAGUGAAUUGAAAAAGGAUUUCUUUCAGGUAUUUCCAUAUUAUUUUGAAUUAAAUGCUAGAUGGUCAGAGAAACCAAAAGUUCCUAAACUAGGCACUCCAGAUUCAUCCAGAGAAGAAGUUGAAAAAUUCUAUUCAUUUUGGUAUGAUUUUAAGUCAUGGAGGGAAUACUCAUAUGAAGAUGAAGAGGAUAAGGACAAAUGUCAAGAUCGUGAUGAAAGGAGAUAUGUAGAUAAAUUAAACAAGGCAGAGCGACUUAGAAAAAAGAAGGAAGAAAUGUCAAGAAUCAGAUCUCUUGUAGACUUAGCAUAUAAUAAUGAUCCAAGAAUAGCAAAAUUCAAGCAAGAGGAAAAGGAUAGAAAAUUAGCAGCCAAAAGGGCCAAACAAACAGCAGCACAGGCCAAAAAAGAGGAGGAAGAAAGAAUACUAAAAGAAGCUUUACUGGCUAAAGAACAAGCUGAAGCUCUUGAAAGAGCCAGAAUAGAAGCAAAGAGACAAGAAAGAGAAGUGUUGAAAAAAGCUUUAAAGAAAGAAAGAAAGUUACUUCGGGAUACGUGUAAAGCAAAUAAUUACUAUGUAGAGAAUGGACAAGACAAUUUAAGCAAUAUCACCGCAGUAGAGUCAAUUUGCGAGAGUUAUUCAUUAGCUGAACUAGAAGAAUUAAACAAAGCUAUUAAAAAUAACGGUAAAUCUGCAUUUGUGAAAGCCAUCAAAGACAUGGAAUCGAAACGUGAGAAGGAAAUACAAGAACAACUUGAAGCUACUAAACAAAAAAAUGAACCAAAAGCACCUUCCCUGAAGAAAGUUGUUGCUGAAUGGAAUGAAGAAAACAUCCAGUUGUUGGUAAAAGCAGUAAACCUAUUCCCAGCUGGUACGAAUCAACGUUGGGAAGUCGUAUCGAAUUUCAUCAACCAGCACGGCAAAUUUUCCCCAGAUAGUACAAAAUUCAAUGCCAAAAUGGUGUUGGCAAAAGCAAAGGACCUGCAGAACACAAAUUUCACAAAAAAUAAUCUCAAAGAAACUGCCAACAAACAAGCCUUUGACAAUUUUAAGAAAGAUAAGAAAAAUGUGUUGAACAUUGAUGAAAGCGGCAUAUCCAAAAAAAUGGAAACGCUAAACAUGAACGGUGACACCAAUCCGGAACCGAAAGCGCCUAUCUCAAACACCAAAAUCACCAACGGGGACGCGAAAGCCACAAAGCCUGAAGCCCCUUGGACUGCAAACGAACAGCAAUUGUUGGAACAAGCCUUAAAAACGUACCCAGCCUCCACUGCCGAAAGAUGGGAUCGAAUCGCUGAAUGUAUACCCAACAGAUCAAAGAAAGAAUGCAUGAGAAGAUACAAAGAACUUGUGGAGACCAUCAAAGCCAAGAAGGCCGCUCAGGCAGCCAUCAAUAAAUGACAUGUGAUUGAAUCAGCAGGAUUUUUCAACUUUUAUUUAUUUGACUAUCCAACUAAUUAUUAGUUCAAUUAAUUAAUCAUUAAUUUAUGUAAUAUACGCAAAAUCCCUACUUUGUUAAUAAAAUUGUCUCAUAAUA
Aethina tumida (small hive beetle) is the source of this 2231-nucleotide messenger RNA. Its product is annotated as dnaJ homolog subfamily C member 2. Gene Ontology annotation, biological process: 'de novo' cotranslational protein folding; regulation of translational fidelity. NCBI's taxonomy places the organism in Eukaryota, Metazoa, Arthropoda, Insecta, Coleoptera, Nitidulidae. Gene Ontology annotation, molecular function: Hsp70 protein binding; ribosome binding. Gene Ontology annotation, cellular component: cytosol. The transcript has a single exon. The record is from RefSeq and is a predicted model, not a curated record. Bases 200 to 2095 code for a protein of 631 amino acids.